Messenger RNA from Anopheles nili, 1794 nucleotides. It is a transcript of the gene ChT, whose product is annotated as high-affinity choline transporter 1. Gene Ontology annotation, cellular component: plasma membrane. The transcript has 9 exons. NCBI's taxonomy places the organism in Eukaryota, Metazoa, Arthropoda, Insecta, Diptera, Culicidae. Bases 1 to 1794 code for a protein of 597 amino acids. Gene Ontology annotation, biological process: acetylcholine biosynthetic process; choline transport; transmembrane transport. The record is from RefSeq and is a predicted model, not a curated record. Gene Ontology annotation, molecular function: choline:sodium symporter activity.
AUGAUUAAUAUCGCCGGCGUUAUCAGCAUCGUGCUGUUCUACAUCCUGAUCCUUGCGGUCGGCAUAUGGGCAGGCCGGAAAAAGGAGUCCGGCAAUGACUCGGAGGAAGAGGUGAUGCUGGCCGGCCGCUCGAUCGGUCUGUUCGUUGGCAUCUUUACCAUGACGGCCACCUGGGUCGGCGGUGGAUACAUCAACGGAACGGCCGAGGCCAUCUACACGUCCGGAUUGGUCUGGUGUCAGGCUCCAUUCGGCUAUGCUCUCAGCCUUGUGUUUGGUGGCAUCUUCUUCGCGAACCCAAUGCGCAAGCAGGGUUAUAUCACGAUGCUGGAUCCGUUGCAGGAUAGCUUCGGUGAGCGGAUGGGAGGCCUUCUUUUCCUUCCCGCACUCUGCGGUGAGGUGUUCUGGGCCGCAGGUAUUCUGGCUGCCCUUGGUGCCACCCUGUCGGUGAUCAUCGACAUGGAACAGGAGACUUCGGUCAUCCUGUCGGCGUGCAUCGCCGUCUUCUACACCCUGUUCGGUGGGUUGUAUUCCGUCGCGUACACGGAUGUGAUACAGCUGUUCUGUAUCUUCAUCGGGUUGUGGAUGUGCAUCCCGUUUGCGUGGGCUAAUGACCACGUUAAGAGCCUAUCCUCGAUGGAGGUCGAUUGGAUCGGUGAGAUCGGCGAGGGCUACACAUGGUUCUACGCCGACUACGGCUUGCUGCUCAUCUUCGGCGGCAUUCCUUGGCAGGUGUACUUCCAGCGCGUCCUUUCCAGCAAGACGGCCGGUCGUGCACAGAUCCUCUCGUACGUCGCUGCAUUCGGCUGCAUCCUGAUGGCCAUUCCGCCCGUGCUGAUUGGAGCCAUCGCUAAGGCAACUCCCUGGAACGAAACCGACUACAAGGGCCCGUGGCCACUGACGGAACAGGAGACGAGCAUGAUCCUGCCAAUGGUGCUGCAAUACCUGACGCCGGACUUUGUAUCGUUCUUUGGGCUUGGGGCCGUCUCGGCCGCCGUCAUGUCCUCGGCCGAUUCCUCCGUGUUGUCCGCCUCGUCUAUGUUCGCACGCAACGUGUAUCGGCUGAUCUUCCGGCAGCGCGCCUCCGAGAUGGAAAUUAUCUGGGUCAUGCGUGUGUCCAUCCUGGUUGUGGGAGUGUUGUCCACCAUAAUGGCCCUCACGAUUCCAUCGAUUUACGGGCUUUGGUCGAUGUGCUCGGAUCUCGUCUACUGCAUUCUGUUCCCGCAGCUACUGAUGGUGGUUCACUUCAAGCAUCACUGCAACACGUACGGCAGCUUGGCGGCGUAUAUAAUCGCAUUCCUCGUGCGCCUAUCCGGUGGUGAAGAAAUGCUCGGACUGUCAGCCCUUAUCCACUAUCCGGGCUACAACGAGGAAACGAAGACGCAGAUGUUCCCGUUCCGUACGAUGGCCAUGAUCAUGAGCCUGAUCACGCUGGUAGGCGUGUCCUGGUGGACGAAGUGGGUGUUCGAGACAGGACGAUGGGCACCACACCACGACUACUUCCGCUGCGUGGUAAACAUCCCGGAAGAGUUACACCGAGUCGGGGAACCGUCGGAUUCGGGCGAACAGCUUUCGGUGAUGGCGGGUGGCAUGACGCGCAUGUAUGGCGCUGCUACAAUGGUGGGCAAGGACGAACGGAAUGGACGAAUAAAUCCAGCCCUCGAACCCGACGACGACCUACCGGUGGCUGAGGCUCAACGACAGAUGCAGCAAUCUGCAGGUGGAGGCGGUGGUGCCGGAGUACAGGGAAGUGUCGUACCCGGUGCUGGUCCUGCCCAGGCUCACACGGCCUUUUGA